Hemisphaericaspora subhashii is the source of this 366-nucleotide messenger RNA. RefSeq lists its product as uncharacterized. The coding region runs from base 1 to 366 and encodes 121 amino acids. Lineage: Eukaryota; Fungi; Ascomycota; Pichiomycetes; Serinales; Debaryomycetaceae. The record is from RefSeq and is a predicted model, not a curated record. The transcript has a single exon.
AUGAUUGCUGAGGGGAAUUACUUGAAGCAAAACGAGAUGAACCAACAACAAGAAACCAAAUAUAAUAAACACUCAGAAGAACUGGAAGAUUCAGAUUUAGAUGAUUUCAUAGGACCGAUACUAAUCCCCAAGGCAUCACCUAAUAUAAUCCCCACUAAAACAGUGGAUAUACCUGAUAGAGGUCCUAGUUUACAGGAACUUCAUAUAAAGAAACAGGCAAUAUCCAAGGAUUCAGAUAAACAUAAAAUUCCCACACAUUUUGAUCAUUCUAAAGGAUUAAAUGAAGAAGUUAAACAAGAAUUAUUAAGAAAGCUAAAUGCAGAUGGAGGAUUAUCAGGGAGAUUCACAUCAUCAAGUAAGAAAUAA